Drosophila ananassae is the source of this 1012-nucleotide messenger RNA. RefSeq names its product E3 SUMO-protein ligase ZBED1-like. Bases 186 to 686 code for a protein of 166 amino acids. NCBI's taxonomy places the organism in Eukaryota, Metazoa, Arthropoda, Insecta, Diptera, Drosophilidae. The transcript has 2 exons. The record is from RefSeq and is a predicted model, not a curated record. Gene Ontology annotation, molecular function: protein dimerization activity.
UACAGGUAUCUUCCAGUACUUCAGUUACAGCAUCGCUGAUAGUUCCAAUUGUUUGUGGAUUAUUGCACACUUUGGACAGCUUCAGAUUGAAGUUAAAUUCAUUUGAAGGCAUUGAAGCUCUAAAUUGUUUAGUUGAUCAAGUAAAAAAACGACUUUUGGGCUAUGAAAAGCGCACCUUUCCAAAAAUGUCAACUCUUCUGGAUCCAAGAUUUAAAAAGCAAGGUUUUCGUUCGCCCUUUAACGCCGAUGAUGGCCUUCAUGCAUUAGAAAACGAGCUAGCUGCCUUAAAAAAAGUUUCGCCAUUGGAUCCGCCAACACCAACAGAAAAGGAAUCAGACUGCCAGCAGCCUCUUUUUGAAUUUGUUGUUAAAAAUAUUUCUACUUUGGGGAGGACAAACCGGGUCGAUGCCAUUGUUGAACUUCAACAGUACAUGCGAGCGGCACAUUCACCUCAGCAAACAGAUCCUUUAAAGUUUUGGAAGGGCGCUCCAGAUGAUUCUCUUCUUAAAACUACAGCUGAACGCCUUUUUUGUGUGCAAGCAUCAUCGACUGAGUCUGAGAGGAGUUUUAGUAAAACGGGACAAAUUAUUUCUGCUAGGAGAGCAUCACUAAAGGCCAAAAACGUGGAUAUAUUAUCCUUUCUCAAUAAAAAUAUGUGGAUCUCAAACUAUUCAAUCAAUGAAUAGUUAGCUAGUUACACUGAAGACUAAUACUGUAACAUGAGUUCAAUGCUAUAGCCUCAACGGUUAGUAUUUUCUGUUCUAAGUUAUACCUGCUAAAACCUUAGACUAGGUUAUAGCAUGUGUAACUCAAAACAGAAGAUACAAACCGUUGAGGCUAUAGCAUUGAACUCAUAUUACAAUAUUAGUCGUCAGUGUACAAAUUUAGAAUAUAUUAACCUAUUCAUAAGAAUCUUUUGUGAAUUAUUUCAUUUCUUCCUUUGUUAUAAGCGACUUCAUAUGAUUAUGAGAUUUUGUUAUGUUUUGUUAUUCGAAUAAAGAAUGGCCUUUAA